UCGUCCCCUUAGGAAGAAGACCAUCUACAAAACGGUGUGCCUCUCCUUCUUGCUGGUGAUCAUGGUGACGGUGCUGCAACGGGGAAUGGCCCCCAGCCAGUUCAUGCAGGGCCAGCAGCAGAAAGAGCUGUCCCCUCCGGAGUCCCUGAAAACGCAGAAGAGAGACAAUGCCUUCUCCAUCACCAGCACUUUCUGGAAGAGCAAGAAGGAGAAAGCUCUUCUGAAGGAGGAGGAGAGCGUGACAGCAAAGCACGCGAAAUCCUGGGAUGUCACCACUACCAACUGCUCGGCCAACCAGAAUUUCAGCAACAUGGACUGGUUCAAAGGGCUGGAGCCCAACUUCCAGCAGUUCCUGCUCUAUCGGCACUGCCGCUACUUCCCCAUGCUGAUCAACCACCCCGAGAAAUGCAGCAGGGACGUCUACCUGCUCAUUGUGGUCAAGUCUAUCAUCACGCAGCACGACCGCCGCGAGGCUAUCCGGAGGACCUGGGGCCAGGAGAAGGAGGUGGAUGGCAAGAGGAUCAGGACGCUGUUCUUGCUGGGCACGGCCUCCAAGGAGGAGGAGAGAGCCAACUACCAGAAACUGCUGGAUUACGAAAACCACAUCUAUGGGGACAUCUUGCAGUGGGAUUUCCUGGACAGCUUCUUCAACCUCACCCUCAAAGAGGUCCAUUUCCUGAAGUGGCUGAAUAUCUACUGCGACAAUGUCCACUUCAUCUUCAAAGGUGACGAUGAUGUGUUUGUGAGUCCCAGCAACAUCCUGGAGUUCCUGGAGGACAAGAAGGAGGGAGAGGACCUCUUUGUGGGGGAUGUCCUCUACAAGGCCAAGCCGAUCCGGAAGAAGGAGAACAAGUACUACAUCCCCAGCGCCCUCUACAACAAAAGCAACUACCCACCCUAUGCAGGGGGUGGAGGUUUCAUCAUGGAUGGGCCCCUGGCCAAGAGGCUGCACAAGACCUCAGAGACGCUGGAGCUGUACCCCAUCGACGAUGUCUUCCUAGGGAUGUGCUUGGAGGUCCUUCAAGUAUCACCUAUUGGGCAUGAGGGCUUCAAAACUUUUGGCAUUGUGAAGAACAAGAAUAGCAAGAUGAACAAGGAGCCAUGUUUUUUCCGGAGUAUGUUGGUGGUUCAUAAACUGCUGCCUCCAGAGUUGCUCCAAAUGUGGAACUUGGUCCAUAGUAACUUGACGUGCUCGAGAAAACUCAACGUCCUUUAGCUCAGUCUCUCUGGAGAGCUGGGACUGGAGGGGCUGGGACAACCAAUCCCUGCUCCGGGAUGGGGUGGGCCUCUGCUGGUGACACACAAGUCCUUCGGGGGCAUCUCCCUCCAGGGCAAGAAGGGCAGAGACACUGCGCUCGCGGGCAGGGUUUGCGAUAGCGUUUGUUCCUGUACUGCAAUGUGGUUCACUUAUCUCCAGCUGGGUUGGGGGUUGCUGAAAAA
Molecule: messenger RNA, 1440 nt
Organism: Pygoscelis adeliae (Adelie penguin)
Lineage: Eukaryota; Metazoa; Chordata; Aves; Sphenisciformes; Spheniscidae
Gene: B3GNT7
Product: UDP-GlcNAc:betaGal beta-1,3-N-acetylglucosaminyltransferase 7
Exons: 1
Coding region: 62-1216 (384 amino acids)
Cellular component (GO): membrane
Molecular function (GO): hexosyltransferase activity
Source: RefSeq, a predicted model, not a curated record